Molecule: messenger RNA, 486 nt
Organism: Hippocampus zosterae (dwarf seahorse)
Lineage: Eukaryota; Metazoa; Chordata; Actinopteri; Syngnathiformes; Syngnathidae
Gene: manbal
Product: mannosidase beta like
Exons: 2
Coding region: 23-283 (86 amino acids)
Cellular component (GO): membrane
Source: RefSeq, a predicted model, not a curated record
AUUUUUUCCAAAGGCAGCAAAAAUGUCUGCAGAAAUGGACCUGUCUCCCCCAGAAGUCCCUGAACCAACUUUUCUCGAGAGCCUCCUGCGCUAUGGCCUCUUUCUUGGUGCCAUCUUUCAGCUCAUCUGCAUCCUGGCAAUCAUUGUGCCCACCUCGAAAGGGCACGAAAAGGAGGAGACUGAAUCCACCAACGGCAAGGCAGCAGAUCAUACGAAGAAACCCAAAGGAGCAGCGCCUCAAAUUAGACCGAAAUCCAAGAAGGAGAGCAAAAAGAAGCGAUAGCUCUGCAUUGCCACGAAAGUGUGUUUCAUAUUUUAAUCCCUAUUGCUCUUCAAUGUCACUCCAAGUGCAUGAGACACUGCGGUUACCAGUAUUGACAUUCUGUUUCGUCUGUGUCUACAACCACAGUUUUUGUCAUUUUUCAAUAACUGCUAUUCAUUUUUUAAAAUAAACGUUGCAAUUAAAUGCAUAGAGUGACCAUCAGA